AUGGGACGACUACUUGGAAAGAUGCUCUUCCCACUUGCGAUGUGCUUUUUACUCACUUCCGCAGUUGUUGCAUCAGUUCGGUACAUUAACGAAAUACUUUCAAAAAAUCUACGGAAGCAUUUGUUUCCCUUUCCUGAAAUUCUUCCUUCUUCUACUUCCUCUUCUAUUCCCUUCCUUCGAAAAAAAAACUUCUCCAAAGUGUUUGAUAAGCCAACGUCAAAUGAGGAGAAUCCAAUUGUCAUUUCAUCAGAAUCCAUGGAUUACGACACCAACACGAUUACUGUCCGAGAAGGAAAGAAAAUGAUGGUGAGCUGCGUUUUCGAAAGUGAUGAAACGAUUCACAAAAGCGACCUUCUGUGGAAACAACCGAACGGAAACAAUAUCGAUGGCGAAACCAAUCCAAGCCUUUUUGCUAUUGUGUUAAACGAGCGAGGAAGCAAACACCGCAAGACAUCUCUUCAUUUCUCUUCGGUCCAUACUAGAGACACCGGGCUCUACACAUGUUCUGGAAGAACUGCUGGAGGAGAGACUUUUGAGAAAACCGUCAAAUUGGUUGUACUUCCAUCAAUUGAAUGGAACGACAAAGAUACUGUCAAGGGGGCACUUCUCGGAGAGCCGAUCACUGUUGACUGUGGUGUGAAGAGCAAGUCUGGAGCCGAUCCAAUGAUUCAGAUGACCAAUGGAAACGGAGAACCAUUAGAUGAAGAAAUCUGGACCAUUGCUGGAAAUGAGGCUACUAUUGAUAGCUUGAAGAAGGAACAUGCUGAGUUGGCAGUUUCCUGUAUCACCAUCGAAAUGCACCAGGAGGGUAAUAAUGAGGAAUUCCCAGUAGUAGAUCGCAAGGAUGUGAAUGUCGAAGUCUACACUCUCCCCGAGUUCGCUUCUGAUGAAUCUGUGCAAUACACUGUCAUUGAUAGUCAUGUCCGUGAUGCUGUUGUCUAUUGCAAUGUUACCCACUCCUUCCCACCAGUUCGUCACUACACAUUUUACCACGGUGAUGAAGAGAUCAAACUGAACGACAAGUUCAACAUCUUUGUCAAUGUCGGAUUGAUCCAAGGAGCCCAUCUUAAGAUCCACAAUGUCAAUGAAAACGAUUUGGGAACCUAUAAGUGCGAAGCUAACAAUAUCAAAGCCAAAUCGAUCCACACUGUUCACCUCAGAGAAGCAAAUGCCCCAGCCGAGCCAAAAGUUACCUUGGUUGAGGCCAAGAGACACUCGAUUAUCUGGAGAGUUGAUUCCAUCGACCAGGAGCCGGAUCUUCCAGUAAACGCUGUUGAAAUCCGUCACCUUCGCGCUGCAACCGCCGAAGCUUUAGGAGUGGCCGAUGAGGAUAUCUCAGACUCGUACUGGAAGAGCCAUUCUAUCUUCAUGCAAAGAAAUAUUAAGAGCGACGGUAUUUACGAAAUCAACGGACUCAGACACGGACACGAGUAUGUUUGGAGAUUCAGACAGAUCAACGAGGCUGGAUUCGGAGACAGUGUUGUUCUUCGCGCCAAAACUCUGGAUGACAACUACUUGGAAAUGACUGACUCGGCUACCUACACUACUAUCCCACUCACCAUCGCCACCCUUCUCGUCAUUCGUCUUUUCGUCUAG
Caenorhabditis briggsae is the source of this 1596-nucleotide messenger RNA. RefSeq names its product Protein CBR-RIG-3 (gene Cbr-rig-3). The record is from RefSeq and is a predicted model, not a curated record. Gene Ontology annotation, molecular function: cell-cell adhesion mediator activity. Lineage: Eukaryota; Metazoa; Nematoda; Chromadorea; Rhabditida; Rhabditidae. The transcript is spliced from 10 exons. The coding region runs from base 1 to 1596 and encodes 531 amino acids. Gene Ontology annotation, biological process: homophilic cell-cell adhesion; axon guidance; dendrite self-avoidance. Gene Ontology annotation, cellular component: plasma membrane; axon.